AUGGGCCGUCGAAAGCAAAUUCGACCGAUGAAAAUCGACACCGAUUCGGAGAAAAUCAAAGAAAUAGAGCAGCCGGCAAAACCAACAACAACCCCCAGCAUCUCCAGCAUCUCCAGCAUCUUCAGUGAGCCUAGUGAGCCAAAAAGCGAUCAAAAAAUGAACAUAAUAUUGGAAAAUCCACGAAAAAGACGACAUUCACCGGAGAGAGCUUUUCCAAAGAAUCCCUCCAAAUCCGCAAAUCCACUCGAGGCACUCGAGCGAUCGUUGGAGAAAAUUCAACCGAAAAUCGGUGCAGUUAACGAAGAAAAUGUGACGGCUAGAGGUCCGGUGAUCAAAACGAGCUCAUUUUCAACGAUUCCAGCCACUUUCCCCUCAACGUCAUCGGAUGGUUUGUGUUCGUUGUACAAAUUCGUUUCCUCAAUCCACCAUUCCGAGAGAAGCUCACCGAAAACCCAUCAAGAAGAGACUUGUUCGAUUCUCCGCUGUUUAGAGUGCGGUGCGGCUUUCUCACAAAUGGAUCACCUCGUCGCGCAUAUGACAACGACAAGACACUUCGCUCCAUUGACACAAAGAGCAAAUCAGAAUAAUGGAUGGUCGUUGCCCAGUCCAGCGCAUCGAAAAUCUGCUCAAUUUGUCACAGAACUGCCGAAAAACCCGGCAAUUCCAAAGGCUACAGAUUGCAGAAGCUUUUCUCCAAUGACUUUCUCGAAUUUGCUGCCUCCAGGGCUGGGGUUGGCUUGCUCACACUGUGGAGAGACUCCAGAGAAUAUUGGUUUACACCUCAAAAAAGAGCACCGUAUCGAGAUCCGGAGUCUCACCGAUUGGUUGACGAAUGUAAGGAUGGUGGCCGUAACGAUGAAGAAAGGUGAGCCAAUCGACUUGGUCGCUUCGCCUCAUCGCAAAGCGCCGCUCGACUCACCGCAUCUCAGCUCGUUGAUGCAUAUGAUUGAUUCGGUGGAUCAAACA
Messenger RNA from Mesorhabditis belari, 966 nucleotides. Lineage: Eukaryota; Metazoa; Nematoda; Chromadorea; Rhabditida; Rhabditidae. The record is from the annotation of a GenBank genome assembly.